AUGUCAGCUCUUGCUUCGUCGGCACUAACAUGGAAGGAAAUCAAGGAAGCUGCCCUUUCAGAUCCCGAAACAUUGAAAGUUUUGGAGUCAUUGGCGAACGGUGAGCAAGACAGUAUUCCGAUUGAGUAUAGGGUCCUGGUGAAUGAGCUGUGUCAGUUUGAGGACGUGCUGCUACGAGGGGAUCGCAUUGUCGUACCAUUAGCCCUAAGAGAUAGGGUUUUAUCGGCGGCUCAUGACGGUCACCCGGGAAUCACCAUGAUGAAGAAUCAUUUGAGAUCGAACGUUUGGUGGCCGAAGAUGGAUUCCGAUGUGGAAAAAUAUGUGAAAAGUUGCAGAGGUUGCACGCUUGUUUCUGCCCCUGAUCCACCAGAAGCAAUGGUUCGUAGUCAACUACCCUCAUAUCCAUGGCACACAUUGGCGGUUGAUUUUCUUGGUCCAUUGCCCGAGGGACAAAGCUUGUUCGUGGUCAUCGAUUACUAUUCUCGGUUCAUGGAAGUAUGCGAGAUGGAGACUACUACUUCUAACGAUGUAAUAAGAGAAUUGGCAAUCAUGUUUGGUAGAUAUGGAAUUCCAUCCUACAUAAAAGCGGACAAUGCUCCUCAGUUCAGUGCUGAUUGUGCGGAGAUCAAAGAGUUCUGCGAGUCAACGGGGUUCAGGAUUUCAAACACCAUCCCGUAUUGGCCACAAUCGAACGGAGAAGUGGAGCGGCAGAAUAGGUCUAUUCUAAAGCGACUCCGAAUUGCACAAGAGUUGGGACUGAACUGGAGGAAAGAAUUGCGUGACUAUUUAUUGACCUACCAUUCUACGAAGCAUCCAUCUACUGGAAAAUCACCUGGAGAGCUGAUGUUCGGAAGACGAAUUAAAAGCAAGGUUCCGUCCAUAAUGAUCUUCCAUGAGGAUGGUUCCGUACGAGAACGAGACGCCGUUGUGAAAGAGAAAGGUAAAGAUUAUUCCGAUAGAAAGCGGAAUGCCAAGCAAUCCGAACUGCAAGAGGGUGACGUUGUUCUAGCGAAGCGUAUGCGGAAGAAUAAUAAAUUGGAUACUAACUUCAGUAACGAGGAGUUCAUCGUAAAAAGAAAAGAGGGACUAGAUACAAUCAUCAAAUCCUCAAAAUCGGGGAAGGAAUACCGACGCAGUUCAGCACACCUCAAAAAGGUGUUGGGUCAUGAUCAGAAGGAUCUUGAUAAUCAUUCUUCAACGGUUGCUGUUCCUAAAAAUGAUUCUUUAUCGAUGCAGAACGAUGAUGCUUUAUCUGAAAAACAUCCUUCUAGAAGAUUAAGGAAAGUUCCAAGCAAAUAUGAUGAUUAUAUCCCGCAUUAA
Aedes albopictus (Asian tiger mosquito) is the source of this 1320-nucleotide messenger RNA. RefSeq lists its product as uncharacterized. Gene Ontology annotation, molecular function: nucleic acid binding. The record is from RefSeq and is a predicted model, not a curated record. The transcript has a single exon. Bases 1 to 1320 code for a protein of 439 amino acids. Lineage: Eukaryota; Metazoa; Arthropoda; Insecta; Diptera; Culicidae. Gene Ontology annotation, biological process: DNA integration.